This is a messenger RNA of Manis pentadactyla (Chinese pangolin), 1708 nucleotides long. RefSeq names its product ISY1 splicing factor homolog (gene ISY1). The transcript has 11 exons. Gene Ontology annotation, cellular component: catalytic step 2 spliceosome; post-mRNA release spliceosomal complex; Prp19 complex. Bases 197 to 1054 code for a protein of 285 amino acids. Lineage: Eukaryota; Metazoa; Chordata; Mammalia; Pholidota; Manidae. The record is from RefSeq and is a predicted model, not a curated record. Gene Ontology annotation, biological process: generation of catalytic spliceosome for second transesterification step; mRNA 3'-splice site recognition.
UCCCUUCCGCGUCCCCCGGCUAAUCCCCAUCUUCACUUCCGGUCCCUCACUUCUGGUCCUUACAAUUUAUCCUUCCGACGGAAGCAUUGGUGGUAUGCCAGAAUCUUCAGUUCCCCACCAGGUCAGGCUGGCCUGAGGCUUUGAAGCUCCCUGGGCUGGGGCCGCACGGCCCGAGGGCGGCGCCCUCACUCGCACCAUGGCCCGAAAUGCAGAAAAGGCCAUGACGGCGUUAGCAAGAUUUCGCCAGGCUCAACUGGAAGAGGGAAAAGUGAAGGAACGAAGACCCUUCCUCGCCUCAGAGUGUACUGAGCUGCCCAAAGCUGAGAAGUGGAGACGACAGAUCAUUGGUGAGAUCUCUAAAAAAGUGGCUCAAAUUCAAAAUGCUGGUUUAGGUGAAUUCCGAAUUCGGGACCUGAAUGAUGAAAUCAACAAACUGCUAAGAGAGAAAGGACACUGGGAGGUCCGGAUAAAGGAGCUAGGUGGUCCUGAUUAUGGAAAAGUUGGCCCUAAAAUGCUGGAUCAUGAAGGGAAAGAAGUCCCGGGAAAUCGAGGUUACAAGUACUUUGGAGCAGCAAAAGAUUUGCCUGGUGUUAGAGAGCUGUUUGAAAAAGAACCUCUUCCUCCCCCAAGAAAGACCCGCGCCGAGCUCAUGAAAGCGAUAGAUUUUGAAUACUAUGGUUACCUAGAUGAAGACGAUGGCGUUAUUGUGCCUUUGGAACAAGAAUAUGAAAAGAAACUCAGAGCUGAAUUAGUGGAAAAGUGGAAAGCAGACAGAGAGGCCCGGCUGGCAAGAGGAGAAAAGGAAGAGGAGGAGGAAGAGGAAGAAGAGAUCAAUAUCUAUGCUGUCACCGAGGAGGAGUCUGAUGAGGAAGGUGGCCCGGAGAGAGCAGGGGAGGAUGGCCAGCAGAAGUUCAUCGCCCACGUCCCAGUGCCGUCGCAGCAGGAGAUCGAGGAGGCCCUCGUGCGAAGGAAGAAGAUGGAACUCCUGCACAAGUAUGCCAGCGAGACCCUGCAGGCCCAGAGUGAGGAGGCCAGAAGACUCCUCGGGUAUUAGGGCCCAUCUGGGCGCUCCUUGGGGUCUACCAGUCUGCUGGAGUCCUUGUCCCCGCUGGUCCUGGGCUCACCCAUAGAACUUUGCUGUUCAGGGGCUGCAGGCAGGCCGGUCAACACUGCGAGGCUUCUUGGUCCUUCUCACCGUUAAUUUUUCUACUUGCAUCUUCGUAUCAACUGAUCCACAGACCAGAGUCUGCCCUGUGCCUCCCUGUGCCCCUGCAGGCUGUCUGCGUGUUGAACACUUCAGCGGUCGCCUUUGUACAGACCUUUUUCUACUAUAUGAAUCCACUUAUUUUUGUCUUGAGUGUAUAGAACAGGCUGCUGGAUAGUUACCUGUGAUUUAUUUAGCCUUCUAUCAUUUGGGGGGAAGGUGAUAAAUUAGUGACCACCACUCAAAAAGUGCAGUUUUUCUAAAAAGACAUAUUUGUAUCUCCUGAAAAAUGAGAAGAUGUGUUGACUCUGAGCCCACAUCCCACAUGUCAACAGCCAACCACAGCUGUCCCUGUGGGCGGGCACUGCUCCCAAUCUCUCUGGUCUGGCCAGCCUGCCUCACUCCCUCCUCCCCAGGGGGCCAGGUCACAGAGUCUGCUAUUUCUGCUUUAUUACUGGUUCUUCAGGGAGCUAUUUUUAUUAAAGAUUUUUAUACGAAGGGAAA